This is a messenger RNA of Phasianus colchicus (ring-necked pheasant), 537 nucleotides long. NCBI's taxonomy places the organism in Eukaryota, Metazoa, Chordata, Aves, Galliformes, Phasianidae. The record is from RefSeq and is a predicted model, not a curated record.
ACAGGGACAUACCGGUGCCAGUACCGGGUGUCAGAGCCAGCAGAGACAUCAGAGAGGAGUGACCCCGUGGAGCUGGUGCUGACAGAUCACUGCUUCCCGCCACCUGGCAUUUCCAUGAGCCCCAAGGAACGUGUGGGGAUGGGGACCAACAUCACUAUCCAUUGCAGCAACAUGUACCAAGGGGCCACCUUCCUGCACAAGGACGGGCACUCAGUCCCUAUCCAGCAGCAGGACCCUGAUGGUGGGGGCACGGCCACCUUCACCCUCGUUGGGGUGACUCCAGCUGACAACGGCACCUAUAGGUGCUCCUACCACCCCAAGGGCUUCCCCUUUCUGUCCUCCCCCCUUGGGGACAGCGUGGCACUGGAGGUGACACCCACGCCUCCAAUGGCAGAGUCCCAUGGGAACCUGGUGGUGGCAGUGCUGAGGGUCUGUGCUGCUGCCCUCAUCUUCUGCCUUGGCGUCUUCUUUGUCCUCAAUGCCCGCAACCUCUGGAUACGGAAAGAUGGGAGCCCUGCUGGGGAAAAGGUUAAAUAG